Messenger RNA from Osmia bicornis bicornis, 1036 nucleotides. RefSeq lists its product as uncharacterized. The transcript is spliced from 3 exons. Bases 87 to 770 code for a protein of 227 amino acids. NCBI's taxonomy places the organism in Eukaryota, Metazoa, Arthropoda, Insecta, Hymenoptera, Megachilidae. The record is from RefSeq and is a predicted model, not a curated record.
GAUCGUUCGUUGUAAAAUAGAUUAGAUCGCCGUUAGACAGUUGCAGCUCGUGCCAGUUCAUAGUAACAGGAUCUCGCAGGUUCAGGAUGAAAAGGACCGGAAUCAUCAGCGUUCUUGCGAUUCUUCAUCUGAUGUUGUUCGAUCUGGCGAUCAGUAAAAACGAGUACACCAAGCUGUUUGACAAAUGCGCCAGCGAGAAGAACGCUUUCGACUGUCUGAAGAAGAGAGCACUUGAUAUCCUGGACUCGGCGAUCAGGGACGAUUCGGUGUACGUGCUGAACGAUUACGUGUCGCUCGAGAAAGACCCUGCUGUGGUGACGAGAAGUACGGAUCGAUCCUUUAAAGAUGAGAAUGGAACGGAAUUAAGCUUGGAUCAGAAGUUGGAUAACAAGUUUCAUGAAUACUUAUCUUCCAGAAGUGUAAAGUUAACCAUUCCUGGCGAUGUUUUCCAAGGUAGAAAGAAGAAGGACAAAGGAUACGGGGCAGUCAUGAUGGGUGCUCUGGCAGUAGGAGCAAUGAUGGCACAACUGGCUUAUGGGAAAAUCGCCUUCAUAGCUGGAACAGCCCUGCUGACAGCAAAAAUAGCGUUAGUAUUAAGCGCGAUCAUUGGAUUGAAGAAAUUAGUGUCGCAUCAAGGUGGUGGUGGCCAUGAAGUGAUCUAUGCUACCGGAGGCGACCACCAUGGAAGCUACAGCAGUGGCGGUGGUGGCUAUGGUGGUGGUGGUGGUGGCGGCUGGCAGAGAACCAUCGAUGGUGUUCCUCCCACUUGAAUGAAACUAAUCACGCGAUAAUUAAUAUAGAUGUACAUUAUAUAUUAUUUCUUACUACGAGCGAGGAGAGGAACUUUUUAAUAAAACUUUAUGAUAGACGAGUAAAAUGUGAUUUAGAAAAUUAUCUAUUGAAAGUUCUAAUGCUUUUGAUUGAUUAAUUAUUUAUUUAGAGCUGCUAGCAGAGACAAUUGUACCAAAAAUUAAUGUUAUUUAUUUUCUACUUAACAGCGUGAGAAGUUUGCACAGUGAAUUGUAUAUUGUUGUAA